AUGCAUUUCGCUUUUCCUCCUCGCAAAACCUCACAUCCUCCGCCCUAUGCUGCGCGCUCAUCCCGCUCGGGUUUCCUGCGAUACAGCCAGCUCCGGAAUAUCUUGAUCCUAGCUGUCGGCGCGCUCAUCACACUAUACCUGCUCUCUGGCCUGUUUUCCGGCUCAAGCAGUGUAUCAAUACCGGCUGGAACACCCAGAGCUGUCGUGGUCACUACACUUGACCCUUCAUUGAGCGAAUCUUACAAAGCUGCCAUCAAGGCCAACCGAAAGCAUUAUGCCGCUAAGCACGGUAAGCGACCAUACAGUUGCUUUGCCAUGUUAUCACUUUACUAA
Molecule: messenger RNA, 333 nt
Organism: Aureobasidium musti
Lineage: Eukaryota; Fungi; Ascomycota; Dothideomycetes; Dothideales; Saccotheciaceae
Source: the annotation of a GenBank genome assembly